Molecule: messenger RNA, 372 nt
Organism: Paraglomus brasilianum
Lineage: Eukaryota; Fungi; Glomeromycota; Glomeromycetes; Paraglomerales; Paraglomeraceae
Source: the annotation of a GenBank genome assembly
AUGACGAAACCUCAUGUGCGAUCAACGUCCACUACGUUGUCGUCACAACUGUACACAGACAUGCGAUCAAAAGAUUACAGACAACGCAGAAUAUGCUCUAAAUGUCGAACGACAAGGCGGUCAAUGAAGAUGUUGUCGUUGAGAAUUGGGAAAAUCGAAGCGUUGGUCGAUGUUUUGACCAAGACAAUGCAACAAAUUGCUAAUCUCACAGAGAGUGAAGCAACCUAUAGCUCAUCAUUCUCGAAUUUACUUGUUAAAUAUAGGAAAACUGACAGUGCGUCAGUCUUUCUGAGCAAUCAUAUUGAUGAAUUAAAAAACUUGGUAAAAAUGACGAGCAAUUGUGAGAAUCCUCUUGAUGCAGUGGAUAAAUAA